This is a messenger RNA of Ruditapes philippinarum (Manila clam), 4725 nucleotides long. RefSeq names its product serine/threonine-protein kinase ULK2-like. Gene Ontology annotation, molecular function: ATP binding; protein serine/threonine kinase activity. The record is from RefSeq and is a predicted model, not a curated record. NCBI's taxonomy places the organism in Eukaryota, Metazoa, Mollusca, Bivalvia, Venerida, Veneridae. Gene Ontology annotation, cellular component: autophagosome; cytoplasm. Gene Ontology annotation, biological process: protein autophosphorylation; autophagosome organization; axon extension. Bases 299 to 3241 code for a protein of 980 amino acids. The transcript has 24 exons.
GUAAUGAGUACUUUGCCCAUAACCAAAACAUAAUCAGAUGUGAAGUUGUAUUGAUUAGUAAGAAUAAAUUAUGCAGUUCUAAAUGACGUAAAUGUAGAAAAAAGACUUUAUGUGAUUUCUAUUUUUACUAAUACACAUGUUGAUGAGUUAAAAGUCACUUUAGAAAAUGGAAUAUUUUCAAGAAGUAGCAUUGUUUUAAAGAAUGGAAGGUGAUUCCAAUUUGGCAUUUUGUCCUACAUUCUGUAGCCACAAAAGAAAUACUACAUCUUUGUUAAGCUGUACGUUUUGAUCAACGGAAAUGAUGGAGGUGGUUGGUGACUAUGAAUACAGCAAGAAGGAUCUGAUAGGGCAUGGAGCCUUUGCUGUUGUGUUCAAGGGUCGACUCAGAAAGUACCCAGAGAAAACUGUUGCUAUCAAAAGUAUUACUAAGAAGAAUAUCGCAAAAUCACAGAACCUGCUCAGCAAAGAAAUAAAAAUAUUGAAGGAAUUAUCGGGACUCCAUCAUGAAAAUGUUGUACAGCUUAUGGAAUGUAAAGAAACGACCAAUCAUGUAUAUCUUGUCAUGGAAUAUUGUAAUGGAGGUGAUUUGGCUGAUUAUUUACAAGCUAAAGGUACACUCAGUGAGGAUACAAUCUCAAACUUCCUACGACAGAUAGCGGGUGCUAUGAGAGCAUUAAAUGGUAAAGGUAUUGUUCAUCGUGAUAUGAAACCACAGAACAUCUUAUUGUGCUUCCCCCCUGGUUCAAAAAAUCCACCAGCUUCUGAAAUUAACCUGAAAAUAGCUGAUUUUGGGUUUGCGAGAUUCCUGCAAGAUGGAGUUAUGGCAGCUACUUUGUGUGGAUCACCCAUGUAUAUGGCCCCUGAGGUGAUAAUGUCUCUACAGUAUGAUGCUAAGGCAGAUUUGUGGAGUAUAGGCACUAUAGUAUUCCAGUGUCUCACAGGCAAGGCACCAUUCCAGGCCACUACCCCACAACAACUGAAACAAUACUAUGAGAAAACUCUAGAACUUAGGCCUAACAUUCCCUCAGGAACGUCCCCAGAGCUCAAAGACCUGCUGCUGAAACUUCUCAAGCGUAAUGCUAAGGAUAGAAUAGAAUUUGAGGACUUUUUUAUCCAUCCAUUUGUGCGACCAUUAUCACCCGCUGCAUCAUCAUCCCCAGUGCCUGUACCAGGCAGAAGUCCGAGUUUCUCUUCAGACAGUCCAGCUUCCCUUAAGGCCAAUUCUGCGUCUCCGCUUUCUGGUAAAAUGGAAUAUUCCCCCUCACCUCCUCCAGUACAUGUACAAAAGUCAAAAAGUCCAAUGAAGUCUGAAAGAAUGCAGGAACCACCUGUUCACAUCACUGGUUCCCCUCGUGAGGUUGCUGGUUUCCUCAAGAUUGCAAAAGAAACUGAAACUGGUUCCCGGUGUAGUACACCAACAGAGAAUUAUCUCAGGAAAAAGUUUGUGCAUGUUUGGAAAAUUGAUAUGCCGUCAGUUUUGGAAAGAAAGCUUUUAUGUAGUAAAUCAAAGGACUUUGUGAUGGUCCCUGAAGGCUUGAGCCCCGAGCAUUCAGAUGCGGAUGGCAAGGCUAUCAAAAUGUCAACUGAAGAUGGCAUUGGUACAGAUAAAAGCAACACUGUUACUGUAACACCCAACUCUGGUGCUGCCCUCUACAGGAAAGAUUCAAACCCGAGUUUCAAUGUGAACCGCCCAUCCACUCUACAAGUGGCCUCACCAAGUGGCACACCACCAUCAUCAGAGCCAAUCCCUGUGCCCAGCCAAGUGGCAGCCUAUCAACGAAUGCAGAGUAACUCACCUCUUAGUCCACAAGUUUCAAAUAAGACCUUUGAAAGUGGAAGCCCACUGAAGACGAUAGUGGAGAAGAAGGAGUCUGGGUUAUCAAUACAAGGUUCAGAACUUAAACCAAAUAUAACGGACAUUUCCCCACCGGUGCAGUUCAGUAUAGGUACUCCACCAGGAAAUACAAACACCCCGGGGUCAUGGAGGAGAAGUAGUAUUUCUAACUCACCAAACAAAUAUGGUACCACUCCACCAUCCCCACUGAAAAAAUCAGGAUCAGUACCGGCACAUCUUUCACCAGUUCAGUUUACAGGACCCAGUUCCCUACCCACAAUAAUGGACUCCCCCACGAAGGUUCCUUCCACCCUGCACUUCCCUACAAAUAUAAAUGAGAUGCGACCUGGACUGGUCAGUAACGCAGCUUACCAGCGCCACCAUCCCUACACUGUACCGGAAAACCUCCAGGCAUUGGAGUUAAAUGGAAACUUGUUAGGAAAGCCAGGCUCAAGUUCUAGACCAUCAGAGGGAACCAGCAUGUUGUCACAGCAACUGUUCAAGGCAGCAUUUGGUGAAAGUCCACAGCAAGAUUCACGGACAAUGAUUCCAUUUGCUGGGUUUGGCAGUCGAGAGAGAAUUAAUUCUGGAAAUAGUGAUAAAUCAGAGCGAUCUGUGACGUAUGUAAGACGAGGUACGUCUGUGGAAGCGUCACCUCCACCGGCACUCAUGUACGCUCAGUCUCCCUCUAACAUGGAAGGUCCUAUUGCAUUUGUAGCACCAGAAUUGUCAGAAGAAACAUUAAUGGAUGAUAACCAUAAUGCAACAUUGGCCAAGUUGAACUUUGCCCUUGAUUUGGUUGAAUGCAUCCUGGAGGUUUCUAAAUCAAGAGGAGCACCUCUGAACUCUUUUUCCGAAAGUGUGAAUUGUAACAAGGGAGAGAAUCUGCCGGAACAAGUGCCAAAAUUUACAGAGUCUCAGCGACGACUUGAACAACUUAUACUCCAUGUACGAGCUCUUCAUUUAUUGUCGUCUGCUUUACAGUUAGCGAGGGAUGAAAUAAAAGCGGGAAAAUUGACCAUUUCAAACUCUGUCAAAACUGUUGUGAAACAAAUGAAUGAGCAUUAUCACAUAUGUGUACGAGUCAGUCGUGAGCUACAACAACGACUAGGAAGUUCCGUACAGACAGCAUUGAGUCCACAGAUCGUCAUAGCAACCGCAGAUAAACUAAUAUAUAAUUAUGCUAUUGAAAUAUGUCAAACGGCAGCAUUAGACGAGUUGUUCGGAAAUCCUCACGAGUGUUUCCGUAGAUACCAGACAGCACAAAUAUUGUUACACAGUCUAGCCCAGCAGUCACGAAACACUAGAGAUAAAGAAUCAUUGAAUAAAUAUAAAGCUGCAGUUGAAAGGAGACUAGCAAAUUUACAAGGAAAUGCAUAUUACCAACAAACAUUUGCUGCCAGCUGAUUGUGAUUCUAAACCGUACACAUUCAUCAAUACACACAUCUGUAAUAUAUAUUACACAGCAUAUAACUUGUACACACAGCAUAUAUAAAUAUGUGAGUGAUCGGGAAAACAUGUAAAUAGAACAGUUUCAAAGUAUUAUUAAAGUGGCAAAAUAUAUUUCCACAAAAAAAUGCAAAAGGAAAGACGGAAAGAUAAGAUAAAAAAAGUACAUUUUAAUGGGGUAUGGUAUAAAUAUGGGGAUGUCAUGUAUCAGUGAACAUUACAUGGCACAUAUAGAUGAACACCACAUGGCAUGUAUAGGUUGAACAACACAUGGCAUGUUUAGGUGGACACCACAUGGCAUGCUACAGUGAAUUUUUCGUUCUGUGCAUCAGUUAACAAGGCAUGAGUGACAUGCAUCAAUGCAGAUGAACUUAUUUGACUAAUGGGGCAUGAAGUCCCGAAUUUCACGACAGAGAAGCUGAAGUUGAGAACUAAAGUAGACAUACUGAAUGAUGUGUCAUGAUGCCACUAUAUAGGAAAGAAAAAGAGGGUAGAUAGACAAAUGUAAAUAGAUUAUGCUGCCAUGAUGUAAAUACAAAUAUAUAGGAAAAAAUGUUUGGACACAGUGUAUAUAGGACAGAAUGUGUAAAUAAUGUAUGCCUUUGGAACUCUUAUGUACAUAGAUAAAAGUGAAAACAAGUUUUUAAGACAUUUUUAUUAUUUAUGCUUUUAUGAUGAAUGGGAAUGAUGCAAUUAGAUAUUGUAAAGAAAGUAAGGAAUUUUAGUUGGACCAUGUUAAGAAGACAUGACAAAAAAAAGUCUUGGGCAAUAUUGAGUUGGAGACAAGAAGACGAUGACAUUUUGCAUGGCACCAAUACAGAUGUGUUGUAGACAAGAACUAUUGCUGAAAAAAGAUUUGUGAUGAAAUUAAGAAGUUAAAAUGUUGGAGACAAAAAGAUAUUGUGCUGCUUAGAAGAUCGUUACAUGAAAAAGAGCCGAGUUAUGAAAGUACUAUAUUAUAUUAUUGAAAAGUUAAAUACCCAGAAUAGCUCUGUUCUGAAAUAAGAAAAGUUUGUACUUUGGGAAGACAUGCUUGAUAUAAAAGCUCAAUUAUAAAAAUACUAAAUAAUUGGAGAGGUGAAAAUUCCAAAUAGAGCUGUAAGAAGUGCUGUUCUGAAAACAUGAAAAAAGUUUGUGCUGUGAAAAUGUUACAAAUGCUUGAAAAACAAGCUUAGAUUUAAUUGAUUGAAAUAAACAGAUUUUGGGGAGAAACCAACUUGAACUUGAAUGAAGUGUCAGUAUACUAGAGUUUUUGAAAAAUAUUUGAUAUACAUGUGUUGUGCUAACAAAAACAUAAUGUUGGUUAGGUAAGGAAGGGAAUAAAAAACUGUGAUUCAAGCAUAAACUUACAGAUUGAAUAUUGAAAGGCACAAGAACCACCUUUACAGUAAGACCUGUAAAAAAGAGUUAUAUUUAAUUUAAAAUGAUAUUUAAUUAUAUAG